GACCACCAUGGAGACUGGGAUAGACGGAGGAAGAGAGUGAGUGAGUGAGAGAGAGAGAGAGAGAGAGAGAGAGAGAGAGAUGGGGAAAGGGGGAUGUUGUUGCUGCAGGCUUUAAUGAACGCGAUCACGACAGGAGAAAGAGAGGAGGGGCAGCAGCACUUCAGGAUCUCACCAACAACAUCACUUCAAUCUCAACCAGAGAGAGAGAGAGAGAGAGAGAGAGAGAGAGAGAGAGAGAGAGAGAGAGAGAAAACCGAGUAGAGAGAGAAGGAGGAGUCAGUCAGUCAGUCAGACAAAGCUGGUGUGGUUUUGAGUGCUAUUACUGAGCCAGUGCAGGUGUUGGGGAAAAAUGUGUAAUACAGACUGAGAGAAAGAGAGGGAAGGGGGAAAAGGGAGGGAAGAACAGGAGUCUUGUAAUCUGCUUGGCAUGCGACCGUGUCCCCGGCUUGUGUGUGAGUGUGUGCAGAUGACCGGGGCAUUUUGGUCUGGAAUGUGUCUCAGCUAACCUCAGGGGACCUCCAAGAACAUAUACCUCACCAUGCUGGGAAAGGACUACAUGCUCGCCAUCAUCAUAGUCAAUUAUGAAGAUGAUAUCUGGAAUGAUCAGAGCCUGAUGCUGGACUCGGACCUGCCUCCAGGAUGGCGCACUAUACAGGACAGCACCGGGACCUACUACUGGCACGUGCCUUCAGGCACCACACAGUGGCAGCACCCUUCAUACAGCACAGAGGACAAACAGAGCAUCAGCAACGAACUCCCAGCUAACCAGCUCAAGAGUGCUGGAGCAGAUGGGAGGUGUGAGUCUAGAGGGAGGCUAACAGAAAGCCCCAUGCAUUCCCUCAGUGAUGGAGUGUCUUGGCAGGAAGAAUACUUCUGUGCAAACAUGGACCCAGACUCCAAGUGUUUUGCGGUACGCUCGCUGGGAUGGGUGGAGAUCCCAGAGGAGGAACUGGCUCCAGGGAAGAGCAGCCUGGUGGUCAAUAAUUGUAUCCAGCAGCUCUCUCACAGUAAAGCCGAGGGCCGUGAUGCUGUGGGAGCCUGGGGAGAGGGUCAGGACAUGAUGAUGGUGCUCAAAAAGGACACGCUAAGCCUCCUGGACCCCAUAGACCGCAGUCUCAUCCACUGCCAACCCAUCAUCAGCAUUCGAGUGUGGGGGGUGGGCUGCAACAAUGGCAGGGACUUUGCCUUUGUGGCCAGUGAUAAGGACACGUGCAUGCUGAAGUGCCAUGUGUUCCGCUGCAACGCACCAGCUAAGACUAUAGCCUCUGCCCUGCAUGAGAUGUGCUCCAAGAUCAUGGCAGAGAAGGCAGCAAUGCCACCAGCCGUGCCACGAUCACUUACAAUGGAAAGCAUUUCUCCUGAGGACCUGCCUCACCAUGUCAACUUCUUAGAUGCAGUGAGGCAGAGGGUCCAAAAAUUUGAGGUUGAAUACAUCGGAAAUCUGCCCGUCUCCAGAGCAAUGGGGAUGGAGGUGCUGAACAGGGCUAUUGAGAGCAUCAUGCACUCCAGAGACAGAGACGAAUGGGAGCCGAUUGUCAUUCAUGUGUCAGACACAGUGCUGUCCCUGUGGAGGGGAGAGGAUGGCGAGGACCCUUUUUGGGAAUGCCAGGUUCGCUAUCUGACCUUCCUUGGCGUCGGUCAUGACACACAUACCUUUGCAGUGAUAGUGGAUGCCGGCACACAGCGCUUUGAGUGUCACGUCUUCUGGUGUGAACCUGAUGCUGGGAUCGUAUCCGAGGCAGUACAGGCAGCAUGCAUGGUCCAGUACCAGAAGUGCUUGGUCACACAGACACCACCUUUGAGGUCAAAAAUGUGGCGAGCCGGCUCCAAAGUCAAACGCGCCAACUCCAUGGAUGGUUCCAGCUUCCCGCCCUGCCACCAAGGAUACACACAACCCAAAAUGGCUUCCUCUAGCAUAAAGAAAGGCAUGCUGGCAUUUUUUGAGACAUUCCGAAAUAAACCUCCUGUGGUUCCUGCACCAUAGCAACAGAGACUGAGAGAGGGCACAGGGAGGAAGUGAUGGGUUUGGGUGGGAGCAGGUUGCAAGAGAUAAUCGAAGGAUGUAAAGGAUGAGGAAAGAGAUGAGGAAGAUCAAAUAAUGUUGCUUAUUAUUCCCAGAGGAAAGCCACCUACACUGCAAGUACCUUUAGUGCUUAUACAUAUCUGACUACAGCAGGUUAACAACUGUUCAUUGAGAAUCCUGAGGUGCUGUGCUCUCACAUUCCACUCUUGUACUGAGGAGCAAAUAUAUAUACACCAAUGGAAGAGUUGUCCUAUUAAUAAAUUAGGACAGAUUUCAUCUCGACAGACCUUAAUCUAUUAUGUCUGAUGGUACAGUAGGUCAGUGUAGGUGAACUUGAACCUGGAGAUGCAGAGAACGUAGAAAUGUAUCCCAGUGUCAAAAUAUUCUAGACCCUUCUCCUGGGAAGUACAGGAUAAUGUGCAAUAAUGUGUCUGAGCAUGUGACUUUUUUUUAAUACGUAUCAAUGUAUAGGAUAGUGACCUAAUUCUGGUAUGACAAGUGUUUAGAGGUUAGGCAUGUUCUAUUUAGGUCACUUGUGUUCAAAUAGAAGAAAAUUUCACUUUCACCUAAUAACCUUCAACCUGGUUUAAUAAAAAGGAUGACCUCUAAUGUUGUGACACUCAGAGAACUAAAGGAGCAAGUCAGACCAAUCAUACAGAACAAUUAUUUCUGGAUAUCCUUUAGGCAUGAGAACACAUUUGAUGUAUGCACUCUAUUCAAAUUAUAAUUACAACAGGAUUAAAUCAGAAUUGUUUGCUGUUUUCAAAACUGAUGUAGGGAAGUAAGACCUCUUAAAUCCCAAAAGCUAAAGAAUGCAUAAUUGGCUAUGCUCUGUGAUCCCUGAAGCUUGGUGGCACAGUUGCAUGCAUUUGCACAUGCUUGGGAAUGAAAGGCUUUGCUACGAGCACACUUAUUAAAAAAAAAAAAUAAGAUCAUAAGUAUGUGAAGCUAAAGGAUCGUAUCUGAUACAAGCCAAACACAUCACUAUAACCAGGGACAAAGUGCAUCUGUGACAGAACCCUAACCCUAGUACAACACCAAAAACACUGAAUAAAGAAGAACUGUAGUUGAAUUUUGACUUUUUUCACCGUCACAAAAACUGAAUGUACAACAAUAAGCUUUCUAAACAUGUUUCAGCGCAUGUUGAUUGGCCACUGGAAUGGCACUAUCAGAAAGUCAUAUGACGCUGCAACAAAGAUAUGCAACUGCUCCUUUCCCUUAAGCAUGUAUAAUAACACCAACAAACUCAGGUUUCCUCAAGACACCAGUGGAAUCAUGGGUAGGAAUGGACAACACUUUCAGCAUAACCUUUGUUCACUGAAAUGAGCAUUUGUCAGAGAUACGAUCAUAAAACUAUUCAUGUAGCACCGUUCUUAUUUUCUGCUCUUUAUACUCUCUGUAAAAAAAUCUUCUUUGUAUAUCUUUGCAGCUCGUUAGCACAGAAAUAGGAUGUCAUGUAAAAGGAGUUUUUUUUAAUGGUUAUUUGUAUUAAGUUGAUAGUAUUGUUGCACUUAUGUAUUGAAACAGAUUCCACUUGUUGUUUGGAAUGGGACAAUAAAACUGCUUGAAUCUC
Messenger RNA from Pangasianodon hypophthalmus (striped catfish), 3596 nucleotides. It is a transcript of the gene apbb3, whose product is annotated as amyloid beta (A4) precursor protein-binding, family B, member 3. Gene Ontology annotation, cellular component: nucleus; cytoplasm. Gene Ontology annotation, biological process: regulation of DNA-templated transcription. The transcript has 12 exons. Lineage: Eukaryota; Metazoa; Chordata; Actinopteri; Siluriformes; Pangasiidae. The record is from RefSeq and is a predicted model, not a curated record. Gene Ontology annotation, molecular function: amyloid-beta binding; transcription factor binding. The coding region runs from base 539 to 1984 and encodes 481 amino acids.